AUGACGAAGAUGUUCUACGAAGCCUCAUCCUUUAAUCAACCAAUUGGCGACGGCCGCAAACGCAGUGACAUGUUCGUUGGUGCUGCUGCGCAGCCCCCACCGUGCGAAGCAGGGAAGGGACCAGGUGAGAACUAUCUCCUAUGCGAGUCCUGUGGAGUGGGGCAAUAUGCGGUGGCUGGUGGCUACUGCCAGGGAUGUCCUCCAGGUUCGUCUCCCUCUGAACGCCGCGGUACAUGUGACCAGUGUCCUCCUUCUCAUUACUCUGUGAGCGGUCUCGACGGUUGCUUUGCGUGCAACUUGCCGCUGCUUUUGGUGGACAACGAGUGUGUGUGGUGGCACUUGCCGCUGCUGGCACUGGGCUUUGGGGGCCUUGCAGUUGCUUUCACCUUGCUGCGUGCAUGGCUCUGGGCCCGAAAAGCCAGGAACGCGGAACGUAUCAUGGAAAAACUCUACAGCGAGUUGUGGGAUGAGGAACCCGACACAGUGGCCACGUAUGCGGAGAAAUUGCAUCGCGUUGGAUUUGGCGACGCAAAAAUCGAUCACAGGAUUUCUGCAAUGCGUGCGCAGCAGAGCCACAGGGCUGGUGUGAGUAUUGGAUAUCUCCUCUCGACGGAGUUUGCAGAACUGGCCAUGCAUCGCACCGGCAAGGAUGACCCAAGCUUCAUAGACAUGAAAACCGCCUUCUGGCUGGCAGAGGAACCUAUUGGUCGAGACAUCAUCUGCCCUCGAGAUGGUAGAGCGGGUUGUGCAUUAGUGGACUGGAUACCACGUAAAGAGCGCCGGGAGCAGACACACUUUAUGUCCUGGACAUGGAAAUACAGUCUGCUGCAGGUUCGCUGUGCGUUGAACAUGUUUCAGCGCAGCUACAGCACCGCUGGUCUUGGAGCAACGAGCGUCUUCUUUUUCAUGUGCUUUUUCGUCAACAACCAAUACAGGCUUAUUGUGGAGGAGUCCGCCAAUGGUAGUGAUAAUCUGGAGAAGCUUUUCGAGGGCAACCUGCGGCGCAUCGGACGGAUGGUGGCCAUUUUGGAUACCUGGGACCAACCGCUCUAUCUAAGUCGUGUCUGGACAGUGUACGAGCAGUUCGUGGCCUCCACUCUUCAGAUCCAGGUGCAGUUCGUCCUGCCCAAGGCUGCCACGGAUCAUUUGCAGCGGAAGAUCUCAUGUGGCUCAGCAGGGAUCGAUGAGGUUAUCGAAUCCCUUUCUCAGGUGAAUUCCAGACAAGCCAAAGCGUGGAAGUUGGCAGAUGAAAUGAAGGUGAAGUCAUUGAUCCAGGAGACCGUUGGCUUUCGGCACGUGGAUUCUCACGUGACGCGCGUCAUGAUUACGUGGAUUGGAGAUGUGAUGGUACAGACCUGCAAACAGUUACUGGACCAAGCUCUUGCCGAGAAGGUCUCGGAAAGCCCGUGUGGCAGUGAGGCAUGGAGCAAAGACGUCCGCAGCGUCAGCGAGAAGAUUUUUGGGUGGGAGCUGGCUGACGAAUUCACUGUGCUUGGGUUUUUCCGCAGGGACCGCAGCUUUGUGGUGCCAGAAGUGCAGACCCCCUGUACAGUGCAUGCGGAGGACCCCUUUGAAUUCAACCCAAACAGGGCUACGCGGCUACGUGCCCGCAGGGCCCGGAAAAAGAAGGAACUGCGACAUGGCGACAUGGCUUGGCUUGGCGGUCUACAACCUUGUGUGUCUGGUGCAUGGAAGCCGAACCCCCACGGCAUUGCAGUGGGGCUCACCUAUGACCUCGCCAAGGGUGGCUGGCCCAUCUUUGCCUCAUGGGCUGGGCCGCUUCGCUCAGGACCGUCCAAGACGGGCGCGGAGAAAGCGAAGCCAACGUACACGCAAUCUUCGCGCGCUACCAUGGAGAAGGCUUUGUUUAAGCUGAAGCACGACCAAGAGGACCUCGGCGACGAGCACGUCUUGCGCACCGUGAUAUCUUCGGUCGAGGAGAAUGGCGACAACACCCGGGUUCAAAGCGUCAUUUUUCACGUCUGUGCUGAGAAGGGUCCUGAUGGGGAAUCUGACAGCGACAUUUUGGAGGCCAUGGAAGAAGGCGUUAUGGAGACCCGCAAGUCCUUGCGCUUUGUGACGUUGGUCCAUCCACUUCUACAACUCACCGAUAACGGUGCCUUGAUUUUUCUGCUGCCACAGAGUGAAGCAGCAGAUAGCAGCUGUAUGCGCUCGGCUGCCCAUAAAACUUCGAGAAUUGUUGAUCAAAAUCCUUUGAGACAUGCAGAUGGCGUUCCCUGCACCUUUGCCCUGCAGCCGCAGCAAUGCGCUGAAAUCAAUGCGCAACUGAUCUUGAGGUGGCUUGAGGAGCUUUUUAAGAUGCCCAAGCAGCAGUGGAGUGCUGCAGCUGGUAGAGUGGUGCCCUUAUGUGCUGCCGGCUGCAUCACCAGUGGAACCAAAACAUAG
Messenger RNA from Cladocopium goreaui, 2406 nucleotides. Lineage: Eukaryota; Dinophyceae; Suessiales; Symbiodiniaceae. The record is from the annotation of a GenBank genome assembly.